Ruditapes philippinarum (Manila clam) is the source of this 6907-nucleotide messenger RNA. RefSeq names its product zinc finger protein 596-like. NCBI's taxonomy places the organism in Eukaryota, Metazoa, Mollusca, Bivalvia, Venerida, Veneridae. The record is from RefSeq and is a predicted model, not a curated record. The transcript has 5 exons. Gene Ontology annotation, cellular component: nucleus. Bases 1 to 675 code for a protein of 224 amino acids.
AUGAUCAUUAAAGGGAAAGAUCUUCAUACUUCGCAGUUGAAUGCUGAUAUUGUUGACAAAAAUACAAUCUUAUGGGAUCACUGUUAUGUUGACAGACAAAUAGGUACAGAAGUAAAAUCCAAAAAGAAAAUUCAACGAGAUGAACCUGUUUUGAACAAAACUAAGGUGCCAUGUGAUGUAUGUGGUCGCAUGUACAAAAAACGUGACCUGAAACAACAUAAGAGAAUACAUGCUGAGAAGAAAGAGUUUACAUGUGAAAUAUGCCAAAUGGUAUUCAGGACAGCAAGCUGUUUAUACGGUCAUAGAUUACAUCAUAUCACUGAGAAAGGACAUGUGUGUCAGUAUUGUGGUAAACAGUUUAACAACAUGCCAAAUCUUCGUCAACACAUCAGAACACAUACAAGUGAGAGAACUCUACAGUGUCCACUGUGUCCAAAGAUGUUCAGAAGUAAUUACGUACUGAAAGACCAUAUAUCAAGACAUUCUGGUGAGAAACCAUACAUCUGUUCAGUCUGCAAUCGCUCGUUUAAAAAGGCACAGGAAUUAAAGCGCCAUACAAUGACUUUUCAUUCGGAAGCACGUGAGCACGUCUGCAACAUUUGUCAAAGAAGGUUCAAGUCAAAAAGCAAUCGUGUAAAACAUGAGAAAACACAUGACAAGAAAGGAAAUUCUUAACAUAUUUUAAGUUUCAAGUCAUUUGAAUUUUCGCUCUUCCGAGCACAAUUGCUCAGAGGUGAGAUAUUGUGAUGGCAAUGUGUCUGUUAAACAUUAUCCACAAUUUCUUUCAACAACAUUUCCUCCCACCUAAACCACAUGAUAGAUUUUGAACAAACUUCACAGCAAUGAUCCUAAGGUCGCCCUCUGAGACUUGUAUAAAAUUGAAGCCAGUCUGGGGCAUAAGAAGGUCUCGUAAGCUAAACAAGCUUUAAAACUGAUAUUUUAAUCAUCAAGGAAACCACUAUUUCUCAGAGCAUAGAUAUUUCACACCAGAGGAUAGAUAUUUCACAUGUGUCAUUGCAUGUGACCUUAUAUAAAAGAUAUAUAAAUCUUUGCCCAUGUAGUCAAUAUUGAACUUACCACACUGGUCACUUUUUUCAUGAAGACUUAUAUACAUGUACAUGUACAUGCAGUUAAAUACAAUUAAAACUUCUUGUGAGAAGAACUUAGAUAUUUUCCAUGUAGCAUUUCCUAAAGAAACUACAUAACUUAAUGGUUUAUAAAUUAUUUAGCCUGGGUUAAAACACACAUCCAACGAUUCCUUAUUACUCACUUUUGUAUAAAAGACUUGUGACAUUAUCUGGCAAUCUGUGGUGAGGCCAUCAUGACCCUCCUGUUAAAUAACAACACCAGAAAACACUAUAAUAAAAGGUUUAUUCAUUGUUAGGUGCAAAUCUUUAAGAUAACGCUGUUUUAUUCUACAUUUUUUCGCAACAUAAAUAGAUAGACCAGUUUGAAAGUUUUAAAACAGAAAUAACUGCAUUGGAUGUUUUCAGCUAGUUUGGUCUCCACUUGUUUCUCAUAAUGAUUGAGAAAGUCUGGAUCUUUGACGCUAUACUUUCUUUUAUCAAAUGCUACAAACGUAAUGGCUGUUGCAGCUCCAUUUUUGCUGAAUAUCAGAUAUUUGAAAUCUUGUUUUUCUGCUCCAGUUUUCAGCCAUUUGUAGGGGAUAUACUUAGUGGUUUUGUCCUUUAUGUGUGACGAAAACAAUUUGCGUGUUACGCCUUGCAUGGUGGCGUCCAUGGCAUUUGUCAGUGCCUUUUCCUCAUACCCCUCUAAUAUGUCAAUGUGCUCUAUUUCUAGGUCCAGCGAAUUAAGAAAUAGUGAGAAAAAAAUUGGCUCAACAUUUCUAUAACUGAAAGAAGUGCUUGGUGCUAAUCAUUUCAAUGUCUUGUUUUUUUUUUCAUUUGCUCGAUAGUUUUGACACUGUUUCAAAUCCUGUGGUAAUUUGUUAAAUCGUCUAUCUGUAGUAAACUUCACUUGGGAUAUUGUUUUGUGCUCAAGGUUUUAUGUUUUCUACAAACUUUGGGUUGUUCUAACAUAAAUCUGUUCAUUUACUAAGAAUUUCCCAUGUGAUACAUCAUAAUUGACCAUGAUGCCUGAAUAUUCAAACACAGCAACCUCUUUCGUUUAAAAAUGUUCUCGACAGUUUUCUUACCAGGACACCCUCCUCUUGUUUUCAAGAUUUCUUUUCAGUGGUGUAUAGUACCGAUGCAAGUUUACCAUAUCUGAGAGUUAAGAACAUUUAACAUAUUGUCCCUCUUUCUUUGAUUUCUUUAAGCAAUUUAAGAGACUUUUGAUGGUUGUGUUCGGUCUUGGCAGUAUUCAUUGGUCUUUGUUGGUCUGUAUGAAAAUAUUAGUUAUGGUUUUUCUUAAGUUGUAAUUCAUGAUCCAUUUCAUUUAAAUAAAAGCCUGGGUCCUUGGCAGCCAUCACAGGGCUUUGAUAUCUAUAUUUGAAAGCGCACAUCACUUCGAGAAUCCCCAUCCCACAGCACGAGCACUCUACAAGUUCAUACGGGCUUGUACCCAGAUAUGGCAUAUUUUCACAAAUCAAAAGUCCGCAUUCACUGACUUUAAAAUUGUCAUGUGGUUAACACAAUGUUAAUGAGUAUUCUGCUAACCGUCCAAAUUAAACAUUAAAAGCCCCAAAUAAUAGGAGGCUUUCCUGUUUCUUUCCGUACCUUGUACAAAGUUGUGGUAACAAAACAUUUUCCGGGACAGAAUGUUCUGUCUACACCGACAACACCAGCCUUGGAUUUUACAAAGAAUUUGAAAUCAAUAACUUGUUCUUCGGUGUAACAGAUUAUUAAGGGUAGUUCGUUGUACCUGGAAUUAUGAUUUCCCCCAACGAAAGGAUAUUUAUCGCAUAAUUUAUUUAUUUGUAAUUUAUUUUUCUUAAACAUCUUUAUCUUAAGAAAAAUAACAUUUUGCACUUUUUAUAUCAAUUAAGAGGUCUUUGUUGGUCUGUAUGCAGUUUGUGGUACAAUAUAAAACACAUUUUAGUAAUAUAAUUGGUUUAUAUGUGGUUUUGACAGUAUAUUUUGGUCUAUGUCAGUCUUUGCAGUAUUAAGUAGGACUGCUUUCCAUGUACGGCAACCAGAUAGUUUCACACAAGAAGGCCUUGCAUUCUUAUAUUUUCCCGUUGACCCUUGUGUGCUAGAUCUACAAUGCUUCUCAGCAGAUAUUUGGAACACAUGUAUAUUCUUGUGCCUUGUAACAGCACAGUUCCUUUUCCAGUAUGUUCUAUUGAUUGUUCAUCAAAUAAUUGUUCAUAUCAUUUAAGUUCAUUUGUUUUCCUGCAUUUUUACUGUGUCCACAUGUUUGUUGAAAAGGCGUUCAUCACGCAUUUGAUUAUGCAUUCAUCUUGUGUAACCUUAACCAUAUCUGAUAAGCAAGUGUGUGUUGGGUUAAAUAAUUGUUCGCUUUAAUUCGUGCUGACCAUUUGUUUUAAAACUGACUUUAAUGGGUGCAAUUUUCCGCUUAAUGCACAGGUUAAAGUAAACAUCUUGGCAUCCCGAAAUGCAAGUCAAAAGUUUUAGAUUAAAGUAAUUAAAUUAACUCUGCAUUUAGAACUAGCAUGGGUGCAAGUUGAAAAUUUUUUAAAACCUGAACUUUUUGUUUGGAGCCAAGGGGCCGCAAGGGCCCCUAGUGGCUCCAGGGCAACGCCCAACAAGGGGUCCAGGGGGCCGGGGCACCCGGAAGCUCCUGCAUUAUAGCACAUUUGAAGGCCUAAAAUGCCAAUUCCUGAAUAUCAGAAGUAGAUGUAAGUUUAUUCUUAUUGCCCACAUGACAAAAAGAAAAAUGAUAAAGUACAACUUUAUUUCAUGUCUUAAAUUUCAAUGAAAAUAAAAUACCACUUGGUAAAGGAUUAAGAAUAUACAUGAAAAUUAGGCUUAGUGACUACAUGUAUUAUCACCCAAUAAAUAUUUAAGCUUAAUCAACAAUGUCAUUUCAAACCUGAAGACAUUAAUUUUAAUGCUCCCCGAAAAAUUUCGGAGGAGUAUAUAGUCACUGCCUUGUCCGUCCGUCUGUCUGUACCGUACGAACCCAGAGGUACUUGUGUGACUGCGGGUAACAGUAAACUCUCUUUGAUGCUAUUCAUUUCGUUUUGCUUGUGUGCCUUUUUUAAGCCUUGUGUGACUAAAAAUGGCCAAAAAGAUCAAAGGAAAAGUCACAUAAGUACCAUUUUGUCAGUACGUCUGUCUGUCCGCUUGUUUAGGACAUAACUUUGAAACAACAAGAGGUAUCAACAUGAAACUUUGUAGGUAGAUAGAUCUUAUUGAGUAGGUGUGCUGUGCACAAAUACGUAACUCUGCCUUGCCUAAUUUUUGAAUUAUUUCCCUUUGUUUAUUUUUACACUUUGAACUUUGUCCGGAACAUAACUCCUAAAGUAGAAGAGGUUUCAACAUGAAACUUUGUAGGUAGAUAGAUCUCAUUGAGAGGGUGUGCAGUGCACAAGAACAGUAACUCUGCCUUGCCUAAUUUUUUAAUUAUUCCCCUUUGAUUAUUUUUACACUUUGAACUUUGUCCGGGACAUAACUCUAAAACUAUAAUAGUUAUCAAUUUGAAAAUUUGUAGGUAGAUAGAUCUUAUUAAGUAGGUUUGCAGUGCACAAGAACAGUCACUCUGUCUUGCCUAAUUUUAGAGUUAUGCCCUUUGUUCAUUUUGACACUUUGAACUUUGUCCUGGACAUUACUCUAAAAUUAUAAGAGAUAUCAACAUGAAACUUUGUAGAUAGAUAGGUCUCAUUGGGUAGAAGUGCAGUGCUGAAGAAUCAUAACUCUGCCUUGUCUUAUUUUGAAGUUAUUGCCCUUUGUUUAUUUUUACUUUUUGACUUUUGUCAGGGACAUAACUCUAAAACUAUAAGAGAUACCAACUUGAAACUUUGUAGGUAGAUAGAUGUCAUUGGAUAGAACUGCAAUGCUUAAAGAACCUAAACACAGCCUUGUCUAAUUUUUGGGUUUUUGCACUUUGUUCAUUUUUUUUAUACUUUCCUGUGCCCAAAACCUUCUCGGGGAGCAUCACCCGGUUCAACCGGAUUUUGUUGUGUUGAGGGCAGCACUAUGAAGUUCUUGCAUGUCUAGUAUGUGCUCACUGAGGUCUACUGAUCUGCAUUCCUCUGUUUGGAUUGGCCAAUUCUUGUAUAUCAUGACAAUUUUCCCGUCCACUUCCUUGAAUACAAAUUGAUGAGGAGCUGAAAUCCCCUAAAUCAAACCUCUACAAUGCGUCAGCUUUUCUUUGUAAUCAUAUAUUCCAGUUAAGCUGGAUACUACUGGAGCAGGAGUGGUGCUGUCUCUGAUGGCAUUGUGCAAAUCUGGCAAUGUCGGGGCAUCAACAUGUGAUUGGUGGGUGCUUAUCCUACUAAAAACUUGAUCUAUAUCUUCAUGGGUAUGACCCCUCAUCAGGAAUCCUAAUUUCACCUGUAAAUAGAAAUCUGAUAAAUUUUAUAACUUGAAAAUCGUUAAAUGUAAAAUACAAAUAAAAACAAUUACUCAGAACAAGCACAUUUAUUACCCAUUAUGGUCUAAUGUACGCUACAAAUUUUUAGCUUGAACCCCCUUAUUAUUAUGUGGAACAAAUUUCCCUCCUCUGUAGGGAACAAAGUUAGUGGUGUAAGAGUAGUCUGAUCAAAGUUGUGACCAUUUAAGGGCCAUAACUUUGACAAAAAUCUUUGAAUCAGAAAAUUAUGACGAUUUGCAUCAACAGACUUGGUACUAAUCAUUCCUGUAAAGUUUGGAUGAAAUUGCACCUAACAAAAGAACACAUCUCUUAUUCAAGGGCUGAGCAAAAAAUCUGUGUAAUAUGCACAAGAACUUGAUCAAUGUAAAUUUUCAUUGAAAUUGCAAAGUGGUAUAAGAGGAGCAGUUCAAAAUUAUUUUUUAAAUCAUUAAAGUAAAUAAAUUCAAGAGCACUCACUAGGCAUGGGCAAUGACGGACUUUUUACUUUUUCUAAAUGCAAAAAAAAAAGAGUGUAAUCAUCUUUUAAAAGAAAAUUAAAGGUAUUUUUUUUCUUAUUCAGUCUAGGAGAAAGUUACGAAAAUAAAAUCAAAAAUCAAUGAUUGACUGUCAAGGUCAUGUACAGGUCAAUUUCAUAACUAUAUAAUUCCACUUAUCUGUUUCAGUUUGGUCAUAAGUGCUGUUUUGUCCACAUAUGAGUCAAAUCCAUACAUAAAUAACAAAAUGAUGACAACUUCAAAAUCAAAUACUUUGAUCUUGACAUUUCUUACAGUCAAAAUCAAUUCAACCUUUAAGAAUGUCUUCUGAAGAAGGUUAUUUAAUCCAAGAAUGAAAAAAAUCCAUUCAUCAAAUACAAAGUUACAGUCAAUUAUAGCGAUAAUCAGUGAAAAUAAAAUAAUUUCACAUUCCAGGUUAAAGUCAUAUAUAUAUCAAGGUCAGUUUGAGUUUGAUACACUGUAACACAUGAAGGUCCUGACCUAAGAGAUGUUGUGCCUUAAUAUGAAGUUACUGAAACUAUAAGAGAUAUCAUCAGGAAACUUUAUAGAUAGAUAGAUCUCAUUGAAUGGAAGUGCAGUGCAAAAAAACAUAACUCCGCCUAAAAGAACCUAAACACAGCCUUGCCUAAUUUUGGGUUUUUUUUUGCCCUUUGUUCAUUUUUAUGCCACCGCAGCAUCUGCGAUGCGGUGGCAUAUAGCGAUUCACCUGUGUGUAUGUAUGUGUGUGUGUGUGUGUUUGUGCGUGUGUUAUAUAGAUUAUAUAGUGAACUUAACUAGUCCAAUUUCAACCAAACUUGGCAGGAUUGUUCCUUGGGUGAAGGGCUUCCAAAGUUGUUCAAAGAAUUUCAUUCCAUGCAGAAAUCUGGUUGCCAUGGCAACCAAAAGGAAUUAUAAGAAUGAAUGUAAAAAAUCUUCUUGUAAAGACCCAAAAGGCCUAGAGCUUAGAUAUUUUGCAU